Saxophila tyrrhenica is the source of this 1650-nucleotide messenger RNA. RefSeq names its product ATP-binding cassette, regulator of translational elongation. Gene Ontology annotation, cellular component: nucleus. The record is from RefSeq and is a predicted model, not a curated record. NCBI's taxonomy places the organism in Eukaryota, Fungi, Ascomycota, Dothideomycetes, Mycosphaerellales, Extremaceae. Gene Ontology annotation, molecular function: RNA binding. Bases 1 to 1650 code for a protein of 549 amino acids. The transcript has 5 exons.
AUGGAAGAGGAGGGCAAAGAGGGCGAACGCCGUGUACUCGCUGCUUCCCACCCAACGCGCUCCUUCACCCCUACCCACCGCAUCCACCCUCCAGCCAGCACGGUGGAUUCCGACAGCGACUCGGUCCAUACCACCCCCUCUCUCCGCGGCGCCGCCCACACCGAUCCCACUGCGGGCAAGCCUGAGGUAGACAACCGCUUCCGCCUGGACCACAGCCUCGGCAGCAACACCACCGCUCGCGCCCCCGAGUCCCCACCGCCCUUCGCCUCCCACAACUUCCCCUCGCGCUACUUCCCAGCUCCCUCGCCCGCCGACCCCUACCGCGCUCUCGUCACCACCGGCAGUGCCUCUGACACCCUCACUGUACUCGCACCGAGCGGGCCAGUUCCAUCCUUCGAAGAGUCGCAGGCUGCUCAAUCCUCAACAGCCAGCUCAGUUGUCGCUGAGACCAAAGCUGCGCUUCCUCGAGACACCAAAGACGGGCAGGGUAGCAAAGAUCUUGACGACGGAGAGCCACCACCACCAUACACUGAAGGAUCCAGUCCGCUCGAAGGCUUCACGUACGUCAUGGCGGCAGCGGGAGGUGCUACUAGCAUCAUCACGCAGGUGCAGCAAGGUGGACCAGCUCCGAUCAACACAGCGUUGGGUGGCUCGGAUGAGAACAUCACCCUGGAACUGCGGUAUGGACCAGCCAUCGCUAUAAAACAGUCGUUCAAUGCUAACAAGAGCAGAGGCUCGCGCUUCACACUGUCUCGUGAUGAGCUGUUGACCCUACCGGAGUUUGUGCUGCUCUCACUCUUCCCCAACGGCCUCCUGCCAGAAGGCCACAUGAACAGCCACUAUGACGGUGGCGACGUCUACCCAGUCGACGUAAGCAGCACUACCCGCCAAACCACCAUCCAACAAGUCCCCUCCAGACAUCCUGUCACUCUGCAGCACAUCACUCAUAUCAUGACCAACCAAGAUGUAUAUUUAUCUGACAUCAUCUACCCUUCACAGUACGACCCCAUCUCCCUACAGUACAUGCUCGAGUUCUUCCGCAAUGUCGCCCAAACCAUUCCGCAAAACUCUGCUUCCGACCCUGAGCAACAAGAUCCGUCUGCGCCGAGCACCAUGCCGAUCGAGCCAAUGCCGGGUAAUGCACGCGACAUGCUGCAGGACCGCGCCGGCAUCAUUGUGUUGCGAGAGGAUCUGGACUUUUACGCCAUCCCACCGCGGAAAGACAUCGAGCAGCCCGAAAUGAUCGAAAUCAAGCGGGCUGCUGGCAAAGCACUGCUGGGCCAAGAUGGCAUCUUCUCUGGUUUGAGGAAGAGCGAGGAGCCGGGAACGACGGAGCAGCAUUUGAUUGAAAUGCUCACUGCUGGGGGCUUCGACCACUCCGACACUUGGGGCCACCGUGCCGCCGAGCCGAACAAGGCCGUCAUCUGCUCCAUUGCUCUCGCCCGCCUGCGCACCGACAUCCGCGGCGAAGCGGCGAACAGCAAUGCCGUCGGCAUGGCACAGAAGCUUCUGCUCUUCUGGCGAAAGCCAGCGCGGAGAUGUUGGUGGGAAGGCGUCGAGCUCGACAAUGUGGAGGGCGUGGAGGGGAAGCUGAAAGUUUGGAUCAGGAGGGUUUGGACGCUUGAGAUGAGCGUUAUUGGUCUGCGAUAA